Molecule: messenger RNA, 3051 nt
Organism: Physella acuta
Lineage: Eukaryota; Metazoa; Mollusca; Gastropoda; Physidae
Product: ubiquitin-like-conjugating enzyme ATG3
Biological process (GO): nucleophagy; autophagy of mitochondrion; glycophagy
Cellular component (GO): cytosol; phagophore assembly site
Molecular function (GO): Atg8-family ligase activity
Source: RefSeq, a predicted model, not a curated record
UUGUAUAGACUAUAUUUAUAUCCGGGUUAGCUAUCGUCACAAGCUACCAAUCUUGUGAUUAUUACUUCAUGAUCACAAUAAAUUGUUUAACUAACAUACAAUUCCCUUGAUUUCGUUCGAAUUUUUAGAAUGGCAGGCAUUAUAAACAGUUUUAAACAAACCGCUAUAGGUGUUGCAGAAUAUUUAACACCUGUUUUGAAGGAAUCCAAAUUUAAAGAGACUGGGGUUAUUACACCAGAGGAAUUUGUUGCUGCCGGAGAUCACCUAGUUCAUCACUGCCCAACCUGGCAAUGGUCCACAGGAGAUGAGACUAAAAUCAAGCCUUACCUCCCUAAAGACAAACAAUUCCUCAUCACAAGAAACGUACCCUGUUAUAAGAGGGUGAAACAGAUGGACACGCACCAGGAAGAACAAGAAAAAGUGAUUGAAGAAGAGGAUGAAGAUGGGGGUUGGGUAGAUACACAUCAUUAUUCAACUGAUUCGGGUGUGAACUCUAUACAAGAUGAUAUGGGUGAUAUGAACCUCGAUGGCAAAGAGAAAGGAGCUUCUUCAAAUACAAUAACAAAGAAAGAUGAUGAUGAUGAAGAUGAUGAUGAAGAGGCAGAAGAUAUGGAAGCUUUUGAAGAAAGUGGCAUGUUAGAGGAACAAGAUGAGGCAGCAAUGGCUGCACCAGUGAAGAAAGAUCAGCAAACAGAAGGGGCUUCAGCUAGUGACUGUGGCAUUAUUCAGACCAGGACGUACGACCUGAACAUUACUUACGAUAAAUAUUACCAGACACCUCGUUUAUGGCUGUUUGGUUAUGAUGAAAACAGAAAACCUCUGACUGUGGACCAGAUGUAUGAUGAUUUCAGCCAGGACCACGCCAAGAAAACAGUUACCAUGGAAGCACAUCCAAAUCUUCCAGGUCCACCUAUGGCAUCAGUUCAUCCUUGUCGACAUGCUGACGUGAUGAAAAAGAUCAUCCAGACUGUGGCGGAAGGUGGCGGUGAACUUGGUGUUCAUAUGUACCUGAUGAUCUUCCUUAAGUUUGUGCAGGCUGUCAUCCCCACCAUAGAAUAUGACUACACACGCCACUUUACAAUGUGAUAUCCCCCAGCCCUCAUACUUUCAGUGGUUCCACACAUGGUUAUCAUAAUUCACAUUUUUGGAACCCAUCCCGACACAGAUUUACAGAAUAGAAAAGAUUCUUACUGUUUCGCCAGACUUUUCCCCAGAUUGCAUUACUAAACUGAGGUUUAAUUGUUAUUAGGGACCUUUUUUAACUUAUGAAACGAAACAAAAAAGACAAUUCUGUGCUUACCUCCCCUUACUAUUGCAUUGUGAGUGUUACCAGCAAUAUUUCAGCUCAUUGAUUAUUUUUUAAGCUUAUUUAAUGGGUAUGUUACAACAUUUAAUCUGUAUGCAUUUUAGCCAGUACUUUUAAAGUAGAGGAAUAAAAUCUAUUUUUUUUUACGUUAACUUUUUACAAAAUGUAUAUAAUGAAUACUAUUGUGAAAUAAUUUUUUGUCUUGGAGUCGAGUUCUCAGUAUAGUAUAAAAAAAUAAAUACCACCUUUAAAUGUUUAAACCUGUAGUUAUGUGUUUAGGUAGCAUUAUUUUUAACACUUCUCUAUCAUGCUUGUGCUUUAGUGUACAACAUUUGUCACACUGAAACAGCAUCCAGCUUAAAUAUUUUAUUCACUAGUUGUCAAUUUUUGUGUGACAAAACACAUUUUUUUGUCCUUGUGACUAGAAAUGGUACCAAAAUGUCCCAGUAGUGUAACAGUUAUUUACACAAGCAUUGAGAAAUGCCUCAGUACUUUCGUUAUGACCCCCAGUGUGAAAACCGCCAAAAAAGAAUUAUCAGAAAUAUGAUUAAGAAAAAUAAUUGUCAAAGAUUUUGUUUUAAUAAUUUAAAAGAUUAUUCAUGAUUAUACUUUUAAACAAAUUUGGUUAAUAUAUUAUGUUUAAGAUUUUUUAAAUAACAUUUUUCUGCUUAUUUUAUUGGACCUGCUAUGUAUGUAAAAAAAAUAAUUUUUUAAUGGCCCCAUAUAUGUGUGAAAAUUUGAAUCUUGAAUCUUGUUUGUGUUUGAAUGAAUGUUUGACUUAUGGGUAUGAACAUGUGAUCUGAGGCACAUUCCUUCAGAUAAAUCACUCACUAGAUUAACCAGACUAUGUCGCGUUUAUUUAUUUGUGUCCAAUUAGGUUUUUUAAAAAUUUGCUGCAACUGUUGAACUUAUUUUAAGCGGGUUAUACCUGCACACAGAAGGAUUUAAAAAUUAAAACCUUGAUGUGGAACAAGGAACCAUAAAAGAUUUUAAAAUUAAAACUUGAUGUGGAACAAGGAACCAUAAAAGAUUUAAAAUUAAAACUUGAUGUGGAACAAGGAACCAUAAAAUAUUUUAAAAUUAAAACUUGAUGUGGAACAAGUAACCAUAAAAUAUUUUAAAAUUAAAACUUGAUGUGGAACAAGGAACCAUAAAAGAUUUUAAAAUUAAAACUUGAUGUGGAACAAGGAACCAUAAAAUAUUUUAAAAUUAAAACUUGAUGUGGAACAAGUAACCAUAAAAUAUUUUAAAAUUAAAACUUGAUGUGGAACAAGGAACCAUAAAAGAUUUUAAAAUUAAAACUUGAUGUGGAACAUGGAACACAGCUGCCAGCUUCUAAAUUGCUUAGAUUUAUUGUAAUGUAUAGAGACAUAUCUAAACUAAGAUCAGCAUGGCUUCUUAAUUCAAAAGGAAUUAUUUUCCCUUUGAUCUAGUCACUUUUUUCAUGACAUUGUAUCUGGACAACGUUCAUUGUUUUUUUCUAACUACUUAUGCUUGAUUGUAAAAAUAAGGUUUUAAUAUAAAAUAUAAUUUCCAGUUGAUAUGGCCAUCAAAAGAUUGCACUCACCAAACAGCUCUAUCGAUUAGGCUUCGCCAUGUUGUAUUCAAUUAUUUUUCAUGAAAUAUGAUGUUCAAAUUGCUCAUUGAUGUGUUACUGCAAUAAAAAUGGAAGUCUUGCUUCUCCAUUUUAUUGUGCUUUAAUCAUAAGGCAAAUAAAAUAAUUAAUGCAAAUUUGUUCUGUAGUU